Penicillium odoratum is the source of this 1347-nucleotide messenger RNA. RefSeq names its product DUF563 domain protein. The coding region runs from base 1 to 1347 and encodes 448 amino acids. The transcript has a single exon. The record is from RefSeq and is a predicted model, not a curated record. Gene Ontology annotation, molecular function: protein N-acetylglucosaminyltransferase activity. Gene Ontology annotation, cellular component: endoplasmic reticulum lumen. NCBI's taxonomy places the organism in Eukaryota, Fungi, Ascomycota, Eurotiomycetes, Eurotiales, Aspergillaceae.
AUGUCAAGUUGUGGAUUUCAGCCGACGGGCACACUUGUCGCUGCUAGUGAGGAGAAGAAGGCUCUGAGUCUUCCUGGUGAAUACUCUGUCAUUCCUAAUGAACCGGCAUUUUGUGCAAAUCGGUUUGGAACGACAUUCCUCAAUAAUCUUCGUGAUUCGGCGACGCAGUACUGCAAUCAGUCAUCCACUCUAACCUGCUUUCAUACUCGGACUGUGAGCGACCGAUGGGAUUCGUUCUGCUUUGGGAAGGGGGCCAGAUAUGACCCCAAUGAAGAUAAAUUUCACCUGAAGUGCGACCUGGUCCAAAAAGCAGAGCCCGACUUGAAACAAAUAGUGUUCGAACACGCCCCAAGUUUCCCAAACUUCGAUGAACUUAAGAAGUACUGGUAUGACACCGGUCCACCCGUAGUCUUCAAUGGCUGGGUUCAAAUGGACAGUGAAGCCGAUUCACCCCUGGAAAAGACCGAUAGUUAUACAAUAUUGGUCAAGCGGGAAGGUGCCACCAACCAUUGGCAUUCAUUAAUGGAGAUAUAUUCAAUGACCCUCAGUAUGGAUGUUCUACAAAUCACACCUCAAUCGACAGAUUCCACUCCAUUCUACGACGCCAAACGCGAUGCGCCGAACACACGAGUAGUCAUUGUCGACAACCACCCGGAUGGGCCAUAUUAUGACAUGUGGUCACUCCUCACAAAGAAGCCAGCUCUCCGUUCCAAAGAUCUUCCUGACAACACAACCUUUGACAACAUCAUUAUACCACUUGCUGGUGCUGGAAACACACUCUGGCAGGGUGACUGGGAAGUCAACUCUUGUGAAAAGUCGGCCCUUUUAAAUACGUUUGCCAAUCGGGUACUAUCUAUGUACGGGUUGAAUGACACCGAGCCGCGACACAAUGAGAAAAUCACGUUUACAUUCAUCAACCGAGCUUCUGGGCGAAAACUCGUCAAUCAAACGCAAUAUUUGAAGCGGCUCCAGGAGGAAUACCCUCUGGUCAAGGUUCAAUCAAUUGAUUUUGCCGCAAUAUCCUACAAAGAUCAAUUACAGAUCAUUCAAGAAUCAGAUAUACUGGCCGGUGUCCACGGGGCAGGUCUCACACACGGCAUCUUCCUGCCUCCUGGGUCAGCUAUGGUGGAAAUCCUACCACCUGGGUUAAAUCACAAGGGCUUCCGCAAUGUUGCUUCCCUGCGGGGUCAUAACUACUUCAGCACGCAUGCGUCGGAACCACCUUCAGUCCACGAGGGAGACUGGCACUCUGAGGAUGUUUACCUGGAUGUUGAGCGAUUUACCUCUGUGAUGAAUGUAGCUAUCAAGGCAAUGUACAACAAAGGCAUGCGAAGCUAUGAUGUUUGA